Molecule: messenger RNA, 246 nt
Organism: Paracoccidioides brasiliensis Pb18
Exons: 1
Coding region: 1-246 (81 amino acids)
Source: RefSeq, a predicted model, not a curated record
AUGGCUUGGCAUGCUCCUGCCCCUGAUAAAAAUGGGCAUGUCAGACCACGCACACCAACCAAACCACGGCUUGGUGUCCUUCUGGACCGGACCGCGAUGGGCACAGCUUUUGGUGGGAUCACCGCCUGGCGUGGUAUGUCUCUCACUGUCCUCUUCCCGCCUCAAUCAAUGAAAGCUAUAAACACCACACGCGAUGACUGUCAAAUCAUGCAUGCUAACCAAAUCACACAAAAUGCCAAAAGGUGA